AUGAAGUAUGAAGCAGUCCCGGCCACUGAUGAGGGCGAAGAGGGUAAGCUAUCUGACUACACACCCUCAGAGGCUUGCCCUCGACACAGAUACUCGACCAAGCUAUUGGCAACAACAUUGAUCUUGAUCGUCUUACUUGUUCUGAGCAAUGUAGGAUGGAUCUGGGUUGCAAUCUCAAGACGCUCUAUGUCUACCUAUCAUCACUCCAACUUCCCAUCGAUUGACAUGACCCAUACCGCCUUCUAUCAAGACACACCUUUCAAUGGCGAGGAAAAGGAAAAGCCCCACGCGGAUGAGCUGUGGAAGGGCCUCUUCCCGUACUCAAUUCAAGAUCCAGACGCCGAGGACAAAGUGAUGUAUGUUCUCGCGGGAUAUCAUAAUUUGCAUUGUUUGACGAUAUUACGAUCUGCGUUCUUCCAUUACCACGUUCAUGGCAAGGAAAUGUCACCGUGGCCUCAUGUUGUGCAUUGCUUGGAUCAAAUACGGCAGACUCUCAUGUGCAACUUUGACAUGACAUUCGUCCCGAUGACUGGACCAAAGGAAUUUAAAGAUGGACAGGAGCAUGUGUGCAAGGAUUACUGGCAGAUUCAUAACUGGACAUCUGGUUACCGAUCGGCAUACGCACCAGGAGAUGAUGACCUUCAUAUGUGA
Molecule: messenger RNA, 651 nt
Organism: Penicillium coprophilum
Lineage: Eukaryota; Fungi; Ascomycota; Eurotiomycetes; Eurotiales; Aspergillaceae
Exons: 4
Coding region: 1-651 (216 amino acids)
Biological process (GO): mycotoxin biosynthetic process
Source: RefSeq, a predicted model, not a curated record